Messenger RNA from Chara braunii, 2584 nucleotides. NCBI's taxonomy places the organism in Eukaryota, Viridiplantae, Streptophyta, Charophyceae, Charales, Characeae. The record is from the annotation of a GenBank genome assembly.
ACUCUGCUGCUGCUUCCUCUGUAUCGCCACGUCAUCCAUACUUACGGACGGUCGUUUGCUAAGAACAGCGAGGUUAUUCACCAGAAAUGAACUUGGCCUAUUUCCCGUCUGUGUCGAUGAUUAUCCCACGAUUGAGAAGGAAGUUCAAUGAACCGUUGAGGAGGUAGAGGAAGGAAGGAAGGAAGGAAGGGCGAAAAGACGGAGCAUCAUGGCUCCGUACGAUGACCAGGGGAAUAAGCCGCACUCGGAAUGGGUCAGCUGGCUCAAUGAUGCGAUUUCAGAGCUUGAGAAAGAUUCCCUGCUGCGCUCCCUGCGACCAGUCAGAGUUGCUUCACAGGUGUUAAGCCAUUAUGAUGAGGAGGAGGAGGUGGAGACAUCAUCAAGAAGAUGCCCAGGCCUCCCAAUGCGGAAGGCUGAGAGUAUCUUCGGACACCCCGAUGGGGUUCUUCGGUCAGGGCAAUCAGCAUCCGAACAACGCCAAGUGCCGCACAGUCACAGGUCACGCGGAUCAGAAGGCUGUGCCUCCAGCAGCACUCACCGAAAGGAAAAUGUUGGGGAGGACGAGACACGCCAGGCAUACGAUUCUUCUCACCUGGUCAUGAACACUGACAGGAUGCUGCUGACAUCCUCCAGCAGCCUGAGUGCCAAUCCCUCACCAGUGACGGUUCAAAUCACAGACACAACUCGGGAGGCUUGGCUCAACAACACCCCAAGUGUUGGCCAAGAGGACUUGCCCGAGGCCGUAUCGCAUGCUUCAUCAGCAGGGGGAUCGUGUAAUAAGCCGCGGAAACGGCGAUUGCAUAGGGUCAAGCUGUUUUCUGGCAAUGAUUAUUUGGGCUUGUCUGCACACCCUGACAUAUCCCGAGCCUCAUCCAAAGAAUGCCUUCUGUUUCCCACAGGUUUUGCAUCUAACCUUGCCGUCAUCACAUCCCUGUGUAGCCGGUCGCCGUCUGCUGCUAAGCGGAAAGGAGAUGCCGACGCUUCAACGCAGAGGACGCUGGUUGGUGAAAGAUCCCCCUGCUCUCCAAUCUCUACGGCUGCGUCAUUAUCGUCUUCUGCUCUGUUCCCAGCCUCUUUUUCCUCCUCGUCCUCCGCAGUUCUCUCUUCACAGCGGCCAUCACUGUCCUCCGCAGCAUUGCCACAAUCAUUUCGAGUCUCAUCGCAUAGGAAAGCCGAGAAUAGUACUUUUGGACGUACAGGGGAUAACGAUAGACAAUGCAUCGGGAGGAGGAUCGCAUCGCCACGAAAGGGUAUUCGGGAUGGGCCUGAUGAGCAAGGAGGUUGCGCCAAGGCAGCUUCCGAUGAGACCUGGGCUAAUGAUACGACACGGAGGGAGGAAGAGAGAAGGGAUAGGGUGGCGGUUUUCUCGGAUGCGCUGAACCAUGCGUCAAUUAUCGACGGCAUUCGACUAGCAGAAAAGCAGAGUGGCGCUGUUGUGAAUGUUUAUCGGCAUAACGAUAUGCAACACCUGGACCAACUUCUGUCAAAAUGCGAGCAAAAGCGAAAGCUUGUUCUUACCGACAGCCUUUUCAGCAUGGAUGGAGAUUUUGCUCUUCUCCGCCAGCUUGUGGAGUUAAAACGGAAGCACGGUUUCCUCCUUGUCAUCGAUGAGGUAGUCUCGAAGUGGAAACAGUGGAUUCUCUCCCGCGGAAGGUCGUAUAUAUUCUCCACAGCUCUCCCGAUCCCGACUGUUGCAGCUGGAAUUGAAGCGCUGUCCGUGUCAGAGCGAGAGCCUUGGCGCCGAAGGGCUGUUCAUGACAGAGUGGAGCAAUUUUCUGAUGCUAUUGGGAUUCGAUUUGCGAGUCCGAUAUGCCCACUUGUGGUCGGCAGCGAGGAAAGCGCCCUCAUUGCUGCUAGGUUGCGGAUAACCUUCUCGGCGGCUCAUACUCCUCGCGACAUCCAGGCACUCGUCACUGCUCUUCCAGGUUGGGUCAUUUCGAAUGCAAGGAGAUUCGUUCAGCCACUCCCCUUCAGCAGUGACAUGCUGCUCACGCAGCGAAGCGUUCCGCGGAAGUUGUCGGAUCUGGCCUCGAAUGCGAGUAGUGAGGGUGUUGCGUCAAAGGUAGUAGUUCAAUCAACGGACUGUGGAUCACCCGAUCCCCCCAGAAAUGGUGAAGACACUGAAGAGUUAUCGGGAUCUAUGGAUGCAGGGCUUGCUGCAUCUGGAAAUGCAACAGGCAAAGACGCAGGAGGCCACAGCCAAGAAUUGUCGAAAAGGGAGUUGGUGGAGCGUAAAAGGACUGAGCAUGAAGAACAAGUCAAGAAUAAAAAGGACUUGUCAUCAUCCAGGGCUAGACUGUAGGGCCUUAAGGAUCAUAAAGCCGAAACAGGGGAAUAGCGCGCCGGGGUAGCGAGUGGAAGGAUUGUACAAAGGGAGGGACACUGGACCCGGUUUCCAGCAGGUGCUGCUCCCCACCAAUAGACCGGAGCAUCCAGGAACGGGCCCGCUAGCAGGAGCUGCUCGUAUCACUCCCUCUAGCGGCCCUCGCCCAGAAUUAGAAAAGAAAUGGAAAAAAAAAAAAAGACUGUCUGGGCCCGGUUCCCAGCAUGGGACUGUUUUACCAAAUCAAUGAUGUACUUCAGG